Cylindrotheca closterium is the source of this 570-nucleotide messenger RNA. NCBI's taxonomy places the organism in Eukaryota, Bacillariophyta, Bacillariophyceae, Bacillariales, Bacillariaceae. The record is from the annotation of a GenBank genome assembly.
AUGGCUCCUCAAUGCAAGCACGAAUUCGCUGAAAACAACGUUGUGAUUGACGAAAUCAACGGCAACGCUUCCUCCACCAGCCUUUCUUCCACAGAACGCAGAAUUCGAUUUGCUUUGAACAUGGAAGAAAAGGUAAUUGUGGUUGAAUCUCACAAGGAUUACAGCCCAAUUGAGUUUGAAAAGUGCUUCUGGACUCCUCAAGAACAAGAAAAAAUGAGAACGGAGCAACUGAAAACCAUUGCCCGUAUGGAGAAGGGAAAGAAGGCCAAGAAGGAGGACUACCGAGGAUUGGAAUCCGGUGAAAUUGCACAAGCAUUUGAACAGAAGUUUCGCAAGUGUGUAACAGCUGUCAUGAAAGCACAAGCAGAGCAAGACAAGGUGUGCGCCGAUUCAUUGGCCGACGUCUCCAAAACAGUUACUGCUGAAUCUGCCAAGAAAGCCUUGAUGCUGGCCCAAAAAGACGCUCAAGAAGCAGAAAUCGCUUGGACUGAACCAAAGCAAAGACGAAAGAGCUUGCCGAAGCGAAUUCUUUCCAAGUUGUUGGUACGCAACAACUCGCGCCAACGAUGA